GAAAGACACGCAGAAACCAACUCCCUCUCCUCGGACUCCUCGUACUCCUCUGUCUUCAUCUUCACUCGCCUGCACCCAAACACAUCACUCCACCCAAUCCCCCAUCUCCAAUCUCGCCCCCCUUCUAUUUCAGACACCAACGUUAAAAGGAUGAAAAGCCAUUGAUUUCGUUGGACCCACAAAGAUUGAAACUUGCAGGCCCCCUUAAGAUCCGCACAUAAUGGCGACAAAAGGGAACACAGGAGACAACAGAAGUCGAAGUUCUAUGUCAGUUUUCAUCGUAGCUGGUCUCUGUUGUUUCUUUUACAUAUUGGGUGCUUGGCAGCGAAGUGGUUUUGGAAAGGGAGAUAGCAUUGCUGUGGAGAUUACCAGGCAAACAGACUGCAGUAUCCUUUCCACUCUGAAUUAUGAGACUCAUCACGGGAUUGAUGAAGGAGUGGUCAAGGAAUUCAAACCAUGUCCAGAUCGCUACAAUGAUUACACUCCUUGUCAGGACCAAAUGCGAGCCAUGACUUUUCCUCGAGAAAAUAUGAAUUACAGGGAACGACAUUGUCCUCGUGAAGAAGAGAAGUUGCAUUGCCUUAUCCCAGCACCCAAAGGUUAUGUGACCCCUUUUCGGUGGCCCCAAAGCCGUGACUAUGUGCCGUAUGCUAAUGCGCCUUAUAAGAGCCUGACAGUUGAGAAGGCUGUUCAGAACUGGAUUCAAUAUGAGGGCAAUGUCUUUAGGUUCCCUGGUGGUGGAACACAGUUUCCUCAUGGAGCAGAUGCAUAUAUCAAUGAACUUGCAGCUGUGAUUCCCAUGGACAAUGGGGUAGUCAGAACUGCAUUAGACACUGGAUGUGGGGUUGCCAGCUGGGGUGCUUACCUGUUUAAAAAGAAUGUUAUAGCCAUGUCAUUCGCACCAAAAGACUCUCAUGAAGCACAGAUUCAAUUUGCUCUGGAAAGAGGAGUUCCAGCAGUAAUUGGUGUUCUUGGAACUAUAAAGCUGCCAUAUCCUUCUAGGGCCUUUGACAUGGCUCACUGCUCUCGUUGCCUCAUUCCAUGGAGUGGGAAUGAUGGAAUGUACAUGAUGGAAGUGGAUCGAGUUCUUAGACCUGGCGGUUACUGGGUCCUUUCUGGUCCUCCUAUUAACUGGAGGAACAAUUUUGUUGCAUGGCAGCGGCCUAAAGAAGAACUUGAGGAAGAACAGAGGAAGAUUGAAGAUACUGCAAAGCUUCUUGGCUGGGAAAAGAAGUAUGAGAAGGGUGAAAUUGCCAUAUGGAGAAAACGAAUAGGCUUCCAUCAUGACCAAGAUUCUCAACCUCCUCUGUGUGAAUCCCAGAAUGCUGAUGAUGUCUGGUACAAGAAGAUGGAAGUGUGCAUAACUCCUUCUCCCAAUACUAUUAGUCAUGAUGAGGAUGGUGGUGCGGCAUGGAAGCCAUAUCCCGAAAGGCUCAAUGUUGUACCUUCCAGAAUAUCCACUGGAUCCGUCCCUGGUGUCUCUGCAGAUACAUUCGAGAAUGACAAAAGGACAUGGAAGAAACAUGUGAGUGCAUAUAAAAGGACCAACAAAUUGCUGGAUACAGGGAGGUAUCGCAACAUUAUGGAUAUGAAUGCCGGUCUUGGAAGUUUUGCUGCUGCUCUUGAUUCUCCCAAACUUUGGGUAAUGAAUGUUAUGCCCACAAUAGCUGAGAAAGACACUUUGGGAGUUAUAUUUGAGCGUGGAUUAAUAGGCAUUUAUCAUGAUUGGUGUGAGGGCUUCUCCACGUAUCCAAGGACAUAUGACCUUAUUCAUGCAAAUGGUAUUUUCAGCAUGUAUAAGGAUAAGUGUGAUGCUGAAGACAUUCUUCUAGAGAUGGAUCGUAUACUACGGCCUGAAGGAGCAGUGAUAAUUCGUGACCACAUGGAUGUGCUGGCCAAAGUGAGCAGAACUGUGAAAGGAAUGAGAUGGAAAACAAAGACUGUGGAUCAUGAGGAUGGCCCUCUUGUUUCAGAAAAGGUGCUGUUUGCAGUUAAACAGUACUGGGUUUCUGGUGAAAACAAUUCUACAUCCACAGAAUGAUUAAGUAAGAAGCAAAACAGACAGGCCAAAAGAAAAGGAAAGAACAGAAAGUUAAAGAAACAAAUGGGGACAAUAUAUUGUCUUGAGCAAACAACGAAAUCGUAAGCCAGGGGCUUUACAGCAUUUCUGUUAAUUGCCAUGUUCAUCCACCACUCCUUCCCUUUAAGUCGAUUAUGGUCUUUUUAGUUUCUUUUUUCUCAUCAACAACACAUUUUUACUGCAUUUUCUUUCGAGGUAAUAUAGAGCUUUUGAUUUCAUAUUUUUUACAUGUAGAUUGACCCGGCAAUGCUCGUGGCUUAAAGUUAAUGAUUUAAUUUAAUCUUUU
Messenger RNA from Argentina anserina (silverweed cinquefoil), 2366 nucleotides. Its product is annotated as probable methyltransferase PMT2. NCBI's taxonomy places the organism in Eukaryota, Viridiplantae, Streptophyta, Magnoliopsida, Rosales, Rosaceae. The coding region runs from base 221 to 2041 and encodes 606 amino acids. Gene Ontology annotation, molecular function: methyltransferase activity. The transcript has 7 exons. The record is from RefSeq and is a predicted model, not a curated record. Gene Ontology annotation, cellular component: trans-Golgi network; cytoplasm; endosome.